GCAUUCCUUUGGCACAGGAUGAAGACCAGCUCAGCUCUUCAGUGUUGAUCAUUGUCUAUUGUUCUCCAAACAGUAAACCACUAUUUCACACUGAGAUUGUCGGCUGCCGGUGUAUUCCAAUUCCCUGUCUCCUCAUGACUAUGAAGUGAAGGGCUCUGACCCUGAAAGUGGUUCUAAGCAGGGCAAAAUGGGGUCUCAGAAGUGUGGAGGCUGCCUAAGUUGUCUGCUGAUUCCGCUUGCAUUUUGGAGUAUAAUCGUGAACAUAUUAUUGUAUUUCCCGAAUGGGCAAACUUCCUAUGCAUCCAGCAAUAAACUCACCAACUACGUGUGGUAUUUUGAAGGAAUUUGUUUCUCAGGCAUCAUGAUGCUUAUAGUAACAACAGCUCUUCUGGUACUGGAGAAUAAUAACAACUAUAAAUGUUGCCAGAGUGAGAACUGCAGCAAAAAAUAUGUGACACUGCUGUCAAUUAUCUUUUCUUCCCUUGGAAUUGCUUUUUCUGGAUACUGCCUGGUCAUCUCUGCCUUGGGUCUUGUCCAGGGGCCAUAUUGCCGCACCCUUGAUGGCUGGGAGUAUGCUUUUGAAGGCACUGCUGGACGUUUCCUUACAGAUUCUAGCAUAUGGAUUCAGUGCCUGGAACCUGCACAUGUUGUGGAGUGGAACAUCAUUUUAUUUUCCAUUCUCAUAACCCUCAGUGGGCUUCAAGUGAUCAUCUGCCUCAUCAGGGUAGUCAUGCAACUAUCCAAGAUACUGUGUGGAAGCUAUUCCGUGAUCAUCCAGCCUGGAAUCAUUUGAAUAAGGACAAAAUGUUUGCCAUUAUCAAGACAUGGCCAUCUAUCUAAAUAUUAUAUCAACUGUGUAGACUUGAGGGCAAUAUUGAAAUGAUGGUGCUUUCUGCAUUUGGUGUUUAUUUGUAAAAUUUGCAGUCCUCACUGCACAUGCAAGUAUACCACCCUUCCAUUUAGUAUGUUUUUUAAGUAAUGUGCAUCAGAAACUUCAGAAAUACUUCUGCCCUUUGAUCAAACAAAUCCAUUUCCAAGAAUCUGUACUGGGAAGUAAAUAAGAAUAUGAGAGAAAACUUUAUGCAAAUAUGUAUAUUGCAACAUUGUUUAAUAUUCUGGAAAAUUGGAAACACCCCAAAAUUCUAAACUCAGAGGAAGGAUUAAGUAAAGAGUGGUACAUACUGUAAAUGCUUUCUGAUAUUAAAAAAAUAAAUAAAUAAAGAGUACUACAUGGUUGUAAAA
Molecule: messenger RNA, 1242 nt
Organism: Nomascus leucogenys (northern white-cheeked gibbon)
Lineage: Eukaryota; Metazoa; Chordata; Mammalia; Primates; Hylobatidae
Gene: TM4SF18
Product: transmembrane 4 L six family member 18
Cellular component (GO): membrane
Source: RefSeq, a predicted model, not a curated record